Molecule: messenger RNA, 1179 nt
Organism: Hirsutella rhossiliensis
Lineage: Eukaryota; Fungi; Ascomycota; Sordariomycetes; Hypocreales; Ophiocordycipitaceae
Product: sec20 domain-containing protein
Exons: 2
Coding region: 1-1179 (392 amino acids)
Biological process (GO): retrograde vesicle-mediated transport, Golgi to endoplasmic reticulum
Cellular component (GO): endoplasmic reticulum; SNARE complex
Molecular function (GO): SNAP receptor activity
Source: RefSeq, a predicted model, not a curated record
AUGUCGCUGCAGGGGCUUCAGGAACGCCUGACGGCUCUGCAAGAAACCACGACGCAACUGCGGGACCUGAUUGAUCGUCUAUCCAACCUCAAAUUCCAGCCUGGCUCCGUCCCGCUCGACACCGAGGAAGAGAACAGUCCGAGCGGCGAGCUCAGCGCAGAGAUCGGGCAGAUACUGCGCAGUGGGCUGGAAGAGCAGGAACUGUUGCAGGAAGAGGCCAGGUAUGCCAGGCCAGAGGGGCACGAUAAGGCCAGGUUGGAAGAUGGCAUCGAGAGACUGGGUAGUCAGCUCGCCAGCCACCGAGCAGCCUUUCGAAAAGCACGGCUCGCGGCGAAAAAGAGCUUGGAGCAGGCGCAGAGACUGGAGAGACAUCUCCUCGUCCGGUCGCUAUCGAUGCCCGUGUCCGAGUGCGAGUCGCCCACGUCGGCCAAUGGCGAGGCGCCCAUGCCUAUAAUCCGCCGCACCCCACGACACACGCUGCAGCAGUCGAGCCUGUCUCAGGAAGACCGCCAGACGGUCGGCGCCAGCAGCAACGUCACCACUGCCCUGCGACGGACGCACGAUCUCAUGGCGGCCGAGCUGUCGCGCAGCGAGUUUGCGCACCAGACGUUGACGGAGUCGUCGGCUGCGCUCAAGCAGCUCAAUGAAUCGUACACGUCACUGGACUCGAUGCUUGCCAGCUCGCGCGAUCUGCUCGGCACACUGCUGCGGUCGCAGAAGAGCGACACAUGGUACCUUCAGACGGCGCUCUACAUGCUCCUGACCACGGCGGCCUGGCUGGUCUUUCGGCGCAUCCUCUACGGGCCCCUGUGGUGGCUCGUGUGGCUCCCGAUUCGGAUCCUCUUUGGAGCCGGCACCAAGGCGGGCGGCGCCAUGCUGCGGGGACGCGGCGAUGGUGCCGGGGAGUCCGUCAAGGUGCCUGUGGGCGGGCAGGAGGGCAGGAUUCCCGUCGACGGCUUGCCCGACGAUGACUUGCCAAUCGCCCAAGUGAGACACGAGACAAGGGAUCCGGAUGAGGUGGACUUGGAGUCGGUGGUGGAAAAGGUACGCGAAAUGGUGGAAGACAUGGAAUCGACAUAUGGGCGAUCUGAUUCGAACGAGCACGGGAACACGAAGAAGAGGAUGUGGGAGGAAACCGAGGGCGUUGGUGACCAAGCUUAUACAAGAGACGAGCUUUGA